Molecule: messenger RNA, 2175 nt
Organism: Megalops cyprinoides (Indo-Pacific tarpon)
Lineage: Eukaryota; Metazoa; Chordata; Actinopteri; Elopiformes; Megalopidae
Gene: tril
Product: TLR4 interactor with leucine-rich repeats
Exons: 1
Coding region: 1-2175 (724 amino acids)
Molecular function (GO): protein binding
Source: RefSeq, a predicted model, not a curated record
AUGGCGCGCUUGUUGGCUCUCUGCUUUCUUCUCGCGUCCGGCGCCCUGUCCGCGCGGGCGAUCUGUCCCGAGCGCUGCGACUGUCAGCACGCGCAGCACCUCCUCUGCACGAACAGGGGGCUGCGCGCGGUUCCCAAAGCCCCGGCGCGGGGCUCCGGAGAUGUCCUCGUGCUCAGUCUCGGUGGAAACUUCAUAAGCAACAUUUCUGCCUUCGACUUCAGUCGUUUUUCCCAUCUGACCAGACUGGACCUGCAGUACAAUCAAAUUCGCAGCGUUCACUCUAAGGCGUUUGACAAACUGUCACGACUGGAAGAGCUUUAUCUGGGCAAUAAUUUGAUAUCGACCAUUUCUCCGGGAACUUUCCACUCUCUGAGAAAACUGAGAAUUCUGUACGGAAAUAGUAAUGAAAUAAAGAAGAUAUCACCAGAUUCUUUCACAAAUUUGGAAAGCGUUAUUAAGCUAAGACUGGACCGCAAUGCAAUAGAAACACUACAGGACGCGGUUUUUAAGAGCCUGGAGAAUCUGCUCUAUCUGCAUUUGGAAUCAAAUAAACUGCGGCACAUUCACAGAAGCGCUUUUAUCAGGCUCGGAAAACUCCGUUUUCUAAACCUGUCAGACAAUAAACAAACCACCCUUCGGAAUACUUUCACCUUCGCCCAGCUCACUUCUCUGACGACAUUAUUACUGUCAGAAAAUGAAAUUCAGCAUGUUGGCAACCACGUCUUUCAGAAUCUGAAAAAGCUGUCAAAGCUCUCCCUGAGCAACAAUAAAAUCGCGCAGAUGGACGGCGAGGCUCUGAAGGGGCUGUCGGGCGUCAGGGAGCUGCUGAUUGACGGGAACCAGCUCGAGCACAUCCCCGCGCGGCUGCUGGACCCCCUGGAGAGAGUAGAAGUGCUGGACUUCAGUGACAACCGCAUUUCCAGCGUGGAUCCUUCAGCCUUUAAGCAGCUGAAGCAUUUAAAGGUUCUAAAGCUUAACAACAAUCGUCUGAGCAGCCUUGCCGGGAGUGUUUUUUCUUCGAACGGCGGUUUGUACAGCCUGGAUCUGAAGGGCAAUAACUGGACGUGCGACUGCCGGCUGGGGGCGUUUCAGCAGUGGAUGAGCGCGGCGCAUUCUCAGGGCCUCUUGCUCACGGUGUUUGUGCAGUGUCAGCACCCUGCCGCUCUCACAGGGAAGUACCUGGAUUACCUGAACAGCUCCCAGCUGUGGCCCCCGGAGAGCCACUCGGGGGUGUGCGGGUCUGGGAGCGGGUCGGUGGAGAGGGCCGCUGGGCCGGCUCGGGACCGGCCCACGCUGCAGGUCAACGUCCAGGCUGACGAGGCCGAGCCAGACAGGACCCCCACGGACCAGAGCAAGCGAAAGAAACCUCUCACCCCGAGGUCCCGGCCCCCAACCCGAGCUGCAGACUCGCCCAAGAGAGGUCCCCCAGAUUCGGGACACCCCUCAGCGACAGGACACCCCCCCUCCACCCCAACACAGGGCGCAGCGGAGCGGUUCGACCUGCUGCAGCAGGAGAAGGCGGAGCGCCCCCUGGUGACAGAUGCCUGCCAGUUUAACCGGCUCUUCAUCCUGAACGUGACGGCAGAGCAGGAGUCGGUCUCCACGGCGACGGUGCGCUGGGUGACGCGGGAUUACCGUGUGGCGACGGGCUCGGAGCUGCACUUCCGCGUGCUGUACGAUCGCUUCGGCCAGGCCCCGCGAUUCCCGCGCUUUGUCUACGUGCAGGGCGGAGCCCGGGCCGUCACACUGCGCGAGCUGGCCGAGGACACGCCCUACAUGGCGUGCGUGGAGGCCGUGGUGGGCGGGGCCGCCUGCGCGGUGGCGUCCCGGGACCACUGCACGGGCGUGGUCACUCAGCCGGCAGGGCGGGGCCGCGCCGGUGACCUCCAGCUCCUCACCAUGGUAACGCUGGGCGCCAACAUCCUGCUGCUGCUGCUGGUGGGCGGGGCUUGGAUGGGGCGGGGCUUGCGGCGGAGGCUCCAGCACAGGAAGUCCGCGGUGCACGUCCGCCACAUGUACUCCACGCGGCGACCGCUGCGUGCCAUGGCGACGGACGCCGUCUCUGCUGACUUCACCUCGUACCAGAGCAGCCGGCCGCGGCUCGGCGCGCCUGACGAGGGAGACCUGAUCCAGUUCCCCUGCGAGCGCUUCCCCGAAGGGAGCCGGCGGGACUAG